Cyphellophora europaea CBS 101466 is the source of this 1347-nucleotide messenger RNA. RefSeq names its product polynucleotide kinase 3'-phosphatase. The coding region runs from base 1 to 1347 and encodes 448 amino acids. The transcript has a single exon. Lineage: Eukaryota; Fungi; Ascomycota; Eurotiomycetes; Chaetothyriales; Cyphellophoraceae. Gene Ontology annotation, biological process: DNA repair. The record is from RefSeq and is a predicted model, not a curated record. Gene Ontology annotation, molecular function: double-stranded DNA binding; ATP-dependent polydeoxyribonucleotide 5'-hydroxyl-kinase activity; polynucleotide 3'-phosphatase activity.
AUGAGUCUAAAACGGUCGGCCCCUGCAGAGCAACGGGAUGUCUCACCUCCUCCAGUCAAGCGAAAAAUAGCAUCCGCAACGACAAACAGCGCGGUGUCGUCGUUUUUCAAGCCAGCUUCGCAAAAGCCUGCCGAGGAGGUCUCGUGGCGGCUGGUCGAUGACAGCCUGAUCAUUGGCAGGUACAACCCGGACCUCAUGCCAUCGCAAGCUCGGAAGCAUCCAGUCAAGAUCGCAGCAUUCGACUUAGAUGACACUCUUAUCACUCCAACGGGGGCCAAAUUUGCUCGUGGCGCAGAGGGGUGGAAAUGGUGGGACCCUUGCGUUCCUGGCCGACUCAGGGAACUGCACAACGAGGGAUAUCUGGUCACCAUAUUCACGAAUCAAGGCGGGGUCAGUGUCAAAGAGAAGAACCCAAAGUCGUUGCAGAAGGAGCCUCUAAGCCUGGCUAAGUUGAAGGCCCAGGUUAUAAACAUAUUCAAGGCGUUGGACUUGCCCAUCAGCCUCUAUGGAGCAUCGGCACAAGAUCGGUAUCGCAAACCGAGAAUAGGGAUGUGGGAGGAGCUGCUUGAAGACUACGACCUGCGCGGGGACGGUGCAGUCGACAUGGACAGUUCCUUCUAUAUCGGAGACGCCGCUGGCCGGGAGCGGACGGACAAACGAAAGAAGGCGGAUUGGGCCAGCUCAGACCGGGAUCUGGCAGCGAAUAUUGGUAUUCGCUUCCAAACACCAGAGGAAUUCUUUCUGGGCCAGGACGUUGAGCCUUAUAAGGCUGCUUUCGACCCUACUACGUAUCUCAGCGAAACGGCGCUGAAGAAGGCGUUAGCACGGUUUGACAAGAAAUACAAGCAAGAGCUGGUCAUAUUCUGUGGCUCGCCUGGGGCCGGCAAGAGCACAUUUUACUGGCGGGUAUUGCAGCCUCUCGCUUAUGCUCGCAUCAAUCAGGACACGCUUAAAUCAAGGGAUAAGUGUCUUAAAGUGGCCCGCCAGUGUCUUGAUGACCAACAAUCGGUUGCGGUAGACAAUACCAAUGCGGACGCGACGGCUCGCAAGUACUGGGUCGAUCUGGCGAAAGAGUUCAAGAUACCGAUACGGUGUGUCUGGUUCACGACCCCUCCAAGGCUAGCUGAGCACAACGACAAUGUCAGGGCUAUGAACGUGGAGCUCAUGAAUCCGGAGAAGAGAGACAUGCUGCCAGGCAUUGCCUUCAAAAGCUUUCAACAGCGGUUUCAAGAGCCGAAGUUGGAUGAAGGAUUCGACGAUAUCACAACGGUUGACUUUUCUUGGCAAGGAACAUCUGAGCAACAGGCCGUCUGGUCAAAGCAUUGGGUGUCCAAGUUCUCUACCUAG